CUCGUCCUCGAUUCCUCCGCCGCAUCGCCGCCGUCUCCUCCGCCUCCCUGUCUGUCCCCUCCCCACCCCCAUCCUGUAAAAGCACCGGCCAUUGCCGCACCGAGCUUCCCUCCCCUCAAAUGCCCGAGACCCCACCGCGGCGACGCGCCCCACCGUCCUCCGAUGGCUAACGGGCUCCUCCUCCGCGCCGCCUCCCCGGGCCUCCGCCCCGCCGUCGCGGGAGCGGCCGGCUCCUCCGCUGACUCCGGCCGGGGACACGGCGUGGUGACGAUCGGCGAUUCGAGGCCGCGCGUUGGUGCUCUGCGGGUGGGAGGAUCUAGCCGGAGAGAAUUCUCAUUUAUCACAACAGCCGCCAAAGAUCAUUCUGUCUUGACCCGGCAACUUCUAGAUUCGCGACAUGAUACAGUAGAUGAAGUAGGUACAGAACAUGAUCCGUUCAUUGAGUUGAAAGCGAGGUUCAUGGACUUCAAACAGCGAAACUAUGUGGAAAAAAUUUCAAAUUACCAAAGUUUGGCGCAACAGCAAACACCAAAGUUCAUGGUGAUUGCUUGUGCUGACUCCAGGGUCUGCCCUACCAGUAUUUUGGGGUUUCAGCCUGGGGAAGCAUUUACAGUUCGUAAUGUGGCAAAUUUGGUACCACCAUAUGAGCAUGGGGGUUCAGAGACUAGUGCAGCACUAGAGUUUGCUGUCAAUACACUCCAGGUAGAAAAUGUAUUGGUGGUAGGUCACAGCCGAUGUGGUGGCAUCCAGGCACUAAUGAGUAUGAAAGAUGAUUCGACCUCUGGAAGCUUUAUUAAGAACUGGGUUUCAAUUGGGAAGAGCGCAAGGUUAAGCACAAAAGCUGCAGCUGGAAACUUGAGUUUUGAAAUGCAGUGCACACAUUGUGAAAAGGAAUCAAUAAAUAGCUCUCUUUUGAACUUGUUAACAUACCCAUGGAUAGAGAAAAGGGUGAAUGAAGGUACUCUGAACCUUCAUGGAGGCUACUACAACUUUGUAGAUUGCACAUUUGAAAAAUGGACAUUAGUGUACCGUGAAGGACUCAAAGGCGGAAGCAAGUAUGCUAUAAAGAACAGGUCAUCCUGGUCUUGAUCAAUGAAGGCCUUAUUUACUUGGACGAACAUAAAUGCAUCGACAUUGUGGCAGUUAUUUGAUACAGAGACUCGCAACUGUAGAAGGACAAAAUCACAAUGGAGUGAGGUGCAACACAAUGAACAAUAUGGUAGCAAAGUGAAAGUCUGUCGAGCUGCCGGGGACACAGUGAAUUUUAUCCAACUAUUUGUAUGUUGUUUUCUGAUUGAAACCAUUAAGUAAUUAUGAAUAAGCUGCAAGAGUCGGUCAUAGCACAAAUGCAUGUAGUCAUCGCCACAUUUGGCGUCACCGUGUGUUAUUGUAACAUUUGUACCAUUUGUUGUGUAUCAUUGUAACUGUGAGACACAAAUAUUAUAAAACAUCUGUAUCUGUUACUCUGUUA
This is a messenger RNA of Panicum virgatum (switchgrass), 1471 nucleotides long. RefSeq names its product beta carbonic anhydrase 5, chloroplastic-like. Gene Ontology annotation, molecular function: zinc ion binding; carbonate dehydratase activity. Gene Ontology annotation, biological process: carbon utilization. Lineage: Eukaryota; Viridiplantae; Streptophyta; Magnoliopsida; Poales; Poaceae. The transcript has 10 exons. Bases 163 to 1089 code for a protein of 308 amino acids. The record is from RefSeq and is a predicted model, not a curated record.